GUCCGCGCAAUUUGCCUGCGAUACCGAGUGGAGAAUGAAUGGUCAUGUAAAGAGCAUGCAUUUUCAACAGUGUAUGGAACUAGCAACAACAUUACUCUCUCUCCUGCUGGUUAUGGCUGUUGAUUCAACAAGAACUGUAGCAGCAAGCAGAAACCAGCAGUGUGGGAAUUCUCUGCAACAGUCUUUGAAGCUCACCAAACUCCUACAGAAGGAAUCUGUCGACCUAAUCAGAACAUAUAAAGCCUCUCAAGGAGACAUGUCAGAACUUUUCUGCAAGGUGUCAGUUAACAACAUCCCUGACCCCAACAUCUCUGGCCUGGAGCCCUCAGAGAGGAUAGUGAGCAUCUACACACAUCUCAAAGCCUUCUUGCCACAUUUCAAACGGGUGUAUGAGCAGCAGAAAGACUUACAGCCACCCACAAGCCCACUGCUGUCCAGUCUUAUCAACGUCAGUGCUCGCAACAGGUACCUGGCUGGUCUCAUAAACAACUUUUAUCAGAGCCUCUUCCCAAACCUGCCGGUACCAGAACCGGCAGGGGGGCCGACAACACUACCUCCACCUCAGAACGUGUUCCAGCAGAAGGUCUACGGCUGUGUGGUGCUGAAGACCUACAAAGAGCUCCUGUCAAAUGUUUUCCAAGAACUGAGAGUCCUAAAGAACAACUUCUGCAGGAGGAGGAUACAAAUAAACACACCCUUCUUCUGAGGAGCACCUAAGGCUGACCUUAGACAGUCAGUUUCCAACAAUACUUAUACUCAUUGGGUUUUGCUAAAGACUUAAAAAGAAAUGUGAGAAUGAAGGUGGCUGGUACAUCAGUGUAAUGGAGCCUAUUUAUGGUAUUUAAUAUUUAUUUUCUUGUGUGUUUCUGAUAAAAACAAAUGCUGUUAAAAGAUGGAGUGUAAAGCUUAUGUGUAUGCAAGUUAUGUAUAUUUAAUAUAUCUAAUAUGUUAUGUAAGGUUCUACUUUGCUGAUGUAAACAUAUUUACUGUAUAUAGAAUUAUUAAAAGAUACUUUGCA
Toxotes jaculatrix (banded archerfish) is the source of this 1018-nucleotide messenger RNA. It is a transcript of the gene m17, whose product is annotated as IL-6 subfamily cytokine M17. The transcript is spliced from 3 exons. The record is from RefSeq and is a predicted model, not a curated record. Gene Ontology annotation, cellular component: extracellular region. Lineage: Eukaryota; Metazoa; Chordata; Actinopteri; Toxotidae. Gene Ontology annotation, biological process: ciliary neurotrophic factor-mediated signaling pathway; immune response; negative regulation of neuron apoptotic process. Gene Ontology annotation, molecular function: cytokine activity; ciliary neurotrophic factor receptor binding. Bases 35 to 706 code for a protein of 223 amino acids.